Sardina pilchardus (European sardine) is the source of this 542-nucleotide messenger RNA. RefSeq lists its product as uncharacterized. The record is from RefSeq and is a predicted model, not a curated record. The transcript has 4 exons. NCBI's taxonomy places the organism in Eukaryota, Metazoa, Chordata, Actinopteri, Clupeiformes, Clupeidae. The coding region runs from base 1 to 534 and encodes 177 amino acids.
AUGGCUGUCCUUCAAAAAGAACUGGAGGAGACUGACAGAAGGGGGUUCCGUGAGCUUCUCAGGAUGGAUGUGGAUGACUUCAAUUUCCUCCUCGACAAGGUCCAACCUCUUAUCCAGAGGAAGGAUACAACGCUGAGGAAGGCCAUCACUGCCAGACAGCGGCUGUCUGUUACUCUGCGAUUCCUUGCAACCGGUGAGUCAUUUAGGUCUCUGUGCUUCCAGUACCGCAUUGGAAGAUCAACAAUUGGCCAGAUUGUGACGGAGACCUGUGAGGCGUUAUGUGUGGUCUUGAAGGAUCACCUGAAGACACCAACAACAGAGGCGGGUUGGCGAGAAGUGGCAAGGGGAUUUCAAGAUAGGUGUCAAUUUCCCCAUUGCCUUGGUGCAAUCGACGGAAAGCACGUCUAUAUCCAACCCCCUGCUAACUCUGGAAGCCUUUUUUACAAUUAUAAAGGCAGAUUUUCUGUGGUGCUUAUGGCAGUAGUUGAUGCCAACUACAAAUUUGUGUAUGCCAGUGUUGGUACUCAGGGAUGAAUGUCUGA